AUGGUUCGUCGCCGCGCUUCCUCGACGCCUUCAGGGGAAUCUUCGCCGCGCGGCCGCCGCCAUCGCGCAGUUCGUCACCAGUUACUGUCCUCUGCGGAGGAAGAGUUUGUCCUUGUGCCUGUGCCCCGCUCGGCCUCGCCAGAGUGGGAGGGGUUUCGAUUCCCCUUCUCCCCUUCCUGCUUCGGCGGAAACGGUUCGGGCCGAAUCGCCCUCCUCGAGGCGUUCGUUUCAUCGCUCUCUUCUCCUUCUUUGUCGGCGGCCUCCGUUGGGCCGGUGCGAGGAGGUUAA
Messenger RNA from Aspergillus tanneri, 288 nucleotides. RefSeq lists its product as uncharacterized. NCBI's taxonomy places the organism in Eukaryota, Fungi, Ascomycota, Eurotiomycetes, Eurotiales, Aspergillaceae. The transcript has 2 exons. The record is from RefSeq and is a predicted model, not a curated record. Bases 1 to 288 code for a protein of 95 amino acids.